Messenger RNA from Hyla sarda, 4253 nucleotides. RefSeq names its product forkhead box M1 (gene FOXM1). Lineage: Eukaryota; Metazoa; Chordata; Amphibia; Anura; Hylidae. The transcript has 9 exons. Bases 164 to 2158 code for a protein of 664 amino acids. Gene Ontology annotation, biological process: regulation of DNA-templated transcription; G2/M transition of mitotic cell cycle. The record is from RefSeq and is a predicted model, not a curated record. Gene Ontology annotation, molecular function: sequence-specific DNA binding; DNA-binding transcription factor activity.
CGGCCGCGGGCGAAGGUGAUUGGCCGGAGGCCGGUCACGUGACGCGACGUGCCGCAAAGCGCGCAAAUUCAAACUGCUGCAGGAGCCGAUAUAAAACGGAAGCGGAGAGGAAGACGGAGCUGUACAGACCCCGGAUCUGUUUUUUCCCAAUGGCAACGGCACCAUGAGAUCCAGCCCCCGCAGGCCGCUUAUACUGAGGAGGCGCAGGUUGAACCUUCCAAAUCAAGAUGGCGGCACGGGGACUCCCGACCAGAGGUUGGCCACCGUGAUUGCCGCAAAACAGGAUACAGAACCCAGUGUGCCAAAAUCGGCAACUCCGGAACCUUUGGGUGCCCUGAGCCCUGGCGCCGAUUUGGGAGUCGUAUCGUCUUCUGCACCUGCUGAGCCCCCCGGGCUGUCGGGGGUUAAGGUCAUGGGUCACCCCACCAUCCCCGACACCCAGCUGGUGGUCAUCCCCCCGGAUUCUGACGUGGAAAGUAUCAUCCAGGCUCUGACCGUGCGGGGGAAGGAGAGCGGGGGCCCCAACAAGUUCAUCCUCAUCGCUAGGAGCAGCUCCUUCCAGACGCAGGUGGAGAAACUGGGGGUCCAGAGCAAGGCGGAGGAAGUGGAGAACGCCGCCACCGCGCCGGAGCAGAACCAUCCAGCUUCUAAGGAGGGCCAGGAACUGGACGUGAGCCUGACCAACAUACACUGGCUGGGAAAGAUGAGCUCCGAUGGGCUGGGACCAUGUGACGCCAAGGCCAAACCUGUGGAGAAGGAGAAUUGCACCCCUGGGAUGGACCCCAUAAAGGGGGAGGAAGAACAUGAGGCAGCCGCAGCUUCUCAUCCGUGUCAGGUCGGGGCCUUCGAGCGUCCUCCAUACUCCUACAUGGCUCUGAUCCAGUUCGCCAUUAACAGCACGACGUCCAAGAGGAUGACCCUAAAGGACAUCUACACGUGGAUCGAGGAUCACUUCCCGUACUUCAAACACGUGGCCAAGCCCGGCUGGAAGAACUCCAUAAGACACAACCUCUCCCUACACGACAUGUUUGUACGCGAGAGCUUCAGCAACAACAAGAUCUCCUACUGGACCAUCCACCCCCAGGCCAACCGCUGCCUGACCCUCGAUCAGGUGUUCAAAGUCUCCAGCUCCCCGUCCUCCGCUUGCAGUGAACCACAGCAGCAGAGAAGCCUGAUCCCGGAUCUGGGCCGGAGCGUGCAGAGCGCCCCCUGUCACACUAAGGCUCCAGAGCGAAAGAUGAAACCUCUGCUGCCCCGGAUCGACUCCUAUCUCAUCCCCGUGCAGUUUCCCAUUGCGCAGCACCUCAUCUUCUCUCCGGUGGAGACGUUCAGUCCACAUCCAGGGGUCUCUGACGGACCCCGCAGCAGCAAGCGGGUGAAGAUCGUCCCUAAGGUUGAGUUGGAGACGGAGGAGCCUUCCCGCCCGCCCGCCCAGGCCGCCGCCGCCGCACCCAUUAGGACAGAUGCAGCGUCGCUGAAGGCGCAGACCCCGGUUCCGUGCCCGCAGGUGAACGUGUCGCGGAGGAAACAGCGGUUGGUCACCCCCCGAUGCCAGGAGCUGGAGCUGGUCCUCCCCGACACCAGCUGCUCCGACUCCGGCCUGGACACGGAUUUCUCCUUGGUGCAGGACACACAGACCCAGCUCACCCAGGACGAGGGCUACUCCUUCAAGACCCCCGUAAAGGAGACGUUCAUGAAGCCCCCCGCUUCCUCCACUCCGAGCAAAGCCUCCUGCCUUCCGCUCUGGGAGUCAGAUUCCCCCCUGCCGGAGAUCAGCCCGGUCCGGCUCCCCCGAGGCUCCUCUGCCCUCACCCCCUUCAAGGACAGCUACGGGACCCUCAGUUUUUGGGAGACCCCUUUUAAAGACCUGCCAUACUUGGGUUCCCCCCCAGACGUCAUGGGCACCUGCUCGCCCCUUUCCCCCCAGACCGAAACACUGGACACUCCCACGGGGGCUCGCAAGCAUAGACGCUGCUCCAAGGAGCUGCAGGUAGGGGGCGCCACUAACCGCUCGCUGCUGGAGGGGCUGGUGCUGGACACUAAGGACGAGAGUCUCAGUAAGAUCCUGCUGGACAUCAGCUUCAGUGGGCUGGAGGAGGACAACGGGACCGGGACGGACACUUCAUACUGGGGGCAGCUCCUCAAUGAGCUCAGAUAAGACCCCCAGGGCCCCCCCCCGUGAGUAGGUGAAGGGAUCGGCCAAUACUAAUCCAUAAUCUCUGCACGCGGACAAAGGUCUCCCCCCAAAAUAUCUGCCCUAAAAUCGUGGAAAUAUUCUUUAUUUGUAUCUGGGAAAGCUGGGUGACUACCAGAAGUGCCAUUAUUAUGGCAGACAUGCAUGAACUGAGGUAUUCCUAGACAGUUGGCCACUUAGGGUUCUGGGAAAGCUGGGUGACUACCAGAAGUGGCAUUAGUAUGGCAGGCAUGCAUGAACUGAGGUAUUCCUAGACAGAUUGGCCAUUUAGGGUUCUGGGAAAGCUGGGUGACAAACUGUACUACCGCCGUUAUGGCAUCUCAGCUAGUCAGGCAGACAUACGAGAACUAAUGUGUUCGAAGACAGAUUGGACAACAUGGGUUCUGGGAGAGCUGGGUGACUGUCGGUAAUGUCGCCAUCACAGUUUCCCAGCUUUCCUACAUCGCUAGUCUGGCAGACAUACAGGAACUGAUGAUGUAUUUGUGGCCAGACUUGGCCAUUCAUGUUCUGGGAAAGCUGGGUGACCAUUGGCGGUGCUGUCAUCGUGGCUUUUCUAGUAAGACUAGAUUUGCCUUUCAGGGUUCUGGGCAAGUUGGGUGACAAACUGUACUACCGGCAUUAUGGCAUCUCAGCUAGUCAGGCAGACAUACGAGGACUGAUAAUGUGUACGUAGAUUGGCCAUUCAGGAUUCUGGGAAAGCUGGGUGACUUCUGGUAGUGUCAUUAUGGCUACAAGCUUUGUGUUCCUAGUUAGGCAGACAUACAGGGACUGAUGUGUUCGUAGACAGAUUGGUCAAUAAGGGUUCUGGGAGAGCUGGGUGACUACCAGAAGUGUCAUUAUUACAGCAGACAUGCAUGAACUGAGGUAUUCCUAGACAGAUUGGCCAUUUAGGUUUCUGGGAAAGCAGGGUGACUUUCGGUAAUGUUGCCAUCACGGUUUCCCAGCUUUCCUAUGUUGCUAGUCUGGCAGACAUACAGGAACUGAUGAUGUAUUUGUGCACAGACUUGGCCAUUCAUGUUCUGGGAAAGCCGGGUGACGAUUGGCGGUGCUGUCAUCGUGGCUUGUCUAGUAAGGCAGACAUACAGGAACCAGUGUGCUCUGACAGACUAGAUUUACCUUUCAGGGUUCUGGGAAAGCUGGGUGACUAAUGGCAAGUGCCAUCAUGGCUACCCAGCUUUCCUAUGUUCCCAGUUAAGCAGACAUACAAACAUCAGUGUGGUCUAACUAGACUAGAUUUGCUAAUCAGGGAUCUGGGAUAAGCUUCCAGACAAAUUGCCCAUUCAGGGUUCUGGGAGAGCUGGAUGACUACUGGUAGUGCUGUCAUAAUGCUACAAAAACCAGCUCGGUCUAAUUAGACUAGAUUUGUUUUUUUUUUUCAGGGUUCUGGGAAGGCUGGGUGACAACCUCUUCCUAGUCAGGCAGACAUACAGAAAGCGGUGAUGUGUUUCUAGGCGGAGUUGCCAUUCAGGGUCCUGGAAAAGCUGGGUGACAAGCAAUAAGAGGGCUUACUGGGGUUAUUGCUGAGCUUUGCCAGGGUCCUGAAUGGGAAAAAUCUGCUUUGUUGCGCCCCCUGCAGUAACAAUUUAAUUGUUUGAUUUUGGGGGGGUUUGUCCAGGUUUUUGGGGGUACCAGGUAUAGAUGAUUUAUAGUAGGGGGUGACUCCGCGCCCCCCAUAUAUUUAUAAUAUAUAUUUUAGGCUUUUGUAUGUCAGUAUUUAAUAUGUCGCCGUGUAUAUAGGGUAUAUAUGUUCUCGGGCGCAGCCGCCAUCGCAAGUCACUUUAUAACCCAAUAUAGGUUAGUAUAAAAAAAAAAAAGGGGUUUCCCUGUCAAAUAUGGAGGGGUCCAAUCAUCAUAUCAAUUUUUUAUUUUUAAAUCCUUUUUUUAAUAUCUCUACUUGUUGUCAGUGAAUGGAAAGGACAUUUGUUCACAGUCAGAGGUAGAAAACCCCCAUCCUAAUCGAAUACUUCUCACAGCUGAGGGUUUGUUACAGUUGUACUCCGCAGUUAUGGACUCUAGAGCAGUGGUUCCCAACCAGUGUGUCUCCAGUUGUUGCAAAACU